Messenger RNA from Caenorhabditis elegans, 798 nucleotides. RefSeq names its product Coiled-coil domain-containing protein 25 (gene R144.10). The record is from RefSeq and is marked reviewed. Lineage: Eukaryota; Metazoa; Nematoda; Chromadorea; Rhabditida; Rhabditidae. The coding region runs from base 22 to 624 and encodes 200 amino acids. The transcript has 6 exons.
GGAAAAUCGCGACAAGACGAUAUGUCCGGAGGUAAUCGAAAACCCAAAUCACUAUCAAAAUCUCUUGCUCCAGUGCCGCAUGAAAUAUUCAUCGCCAAUAUCGUCCACGAUGAAGAAUGGAGACGAGAUUACAGUAAAGAUACCAAAAAAUACCUUUCUUGGAUGCCAACUACCCACGUCAUCGGCAAAGAGGACUUCGAAAAUCUGCUUAAACACCCGACUGUUGCUGACAAAGUGGAUUUUAUUUCAGGAAGUGUUGAUCUUGUUCUUUCGAACAUGUACGUGAAAUGCAAUAAUUCAGAAUAUAUGGUGUGCAAAGUGAGAAUCCCGGACAUUGAUAAACCAGAAAUCAUCUGUCACUGGCCAACUGAACCAAAGGCUCAUUAUAAAAAGUCAAAACGAUCAAUGACAGAGCCAGACGAAGAAGAUGACCGAGUUUUAGAACAACAUGAAAAAGAAAUCGCUCAUCUCGUGGCGGAAAACACUAAUUUGCGUCAAGAGCUCGCCAUUCUGAAGCAGUCUUUUGAAGAGUUCAAGAAGGCGGCUGAAUUGGCUAGAAAUCGUGACAAGGCAGACUUUUGGGCUGAAAUCAACCAAAUGAAACAGGAUAUCAUCAAAAGAUGAAAGUUCUCCGAAUGCAUUGUCGUAAAUCAAUGCUCUGUCGUCCUUAUUUUUAAAAUUUUCCUUCUUCUAAUUACUGUUCAUAUCAUCUAUAAUUAUGUUUUGUUUCAAUGACAGCUUGUAUUGUAUCAGACUGAAUUUGAUUUUUUUUAUUGUUUCAUAAAUAUUCAAAUUUUU